Penaeus monodon (black tiger shrimp) is the source of this 2456-nucleotide messenger RNA. RefSeq lists its product as uncharacterized. The transcript is spliced from 5 exons. Bases 545 to 1993 code for a protein of 482 amino acids. The record is from RefSeq and is a predicted model, not a curated record. Lineage: Eukaryota; Metazoa; Arthropoda; Malacostraca; Decapoda; Penaeidae.
GAGUCUCGAGAAGCUGUGAGAGCGAAAGGGUGCGAGUGGAAAGAGGGGAAAUUUUCAUAAGUCGUGACCCAGUAUAAGUGAUUUUGCUUUUGACUUUUUUCAGAAGACAAAGUGCCCUUUUAACAUAAAUGCAUUGUACAAAUAGAAUACAAAUUUACACUGAAAAUGAAAUGAUAAAUAAUAGCAUUUAACGUUGAAAUAUAAGAAUAUAGAUAUAAUACCAAAAGUGAGCAAAAAAAAAGUACAAACACAAUUAUCUCUAUAAAAAAGUAACUAAAAUACAAAUGCAAAAAAAAGAAAGACACACAUACAAAGCCCUCGCUCUAUAAAAGGACGCAUCGCACUCCAGUAUUUAGAUGGAACUUGCAAAGCCAUGAGCAUCGCAACUCCCAUCUCGCCCUCCUCGUUAAGGCGCGAACAGGAUACGCACUGACAUAAGCGGUUCCUCAGAGUCCAUUAGGGUCUUGUCACGGCCGAUGCUCCGAGGGAGGUCGACCCACUAGAAAGCUCUUUCGGUUUUGUUCUUCGCCUGCGCGCCGCCAAGAUGGAGUGCUUCGCUGCCUUCCGAUGGGCGUGUCUUCUACUGGUGGCUACGCCUACUUCCUCUCUUUUUCUGUCCGAUGAGAGGAAUACCUCCGAGACAACAGUUGGCGAAGGCGUGGUCGACGCGCUGAACAAGGUCGUUGAGGUCCUUGCGAACCACGAGAGACACAUGGCCUUGUACGAGCGCGUGGCCCUCCUCGAGCACGACCUCAGCCAGCGACGAGAGAGCGAGGCCAGGCUGGAGGCCGAGGUACUCCAGCUCAAGUCGAGAGUCCCUGCCCUCGAGGAGGAGAUCGGCACCAUCCCCAAGAUGCGGAAGGACUUGGCCGACUUUGAGGCCAAGAUUGAGAAGCUGGUUCACGACUACGAGGCCAAGCUGUCGACGCUCGCUUCCGAGGUGAUCCGCCUGAAGAAGAGCGGCGCGCGCAGGAAGAACCUGGAGACGCUCAGUGACCAGAGCGACGACGUCCUGCUGCGGACAGCAGGUCCGAUGUGCCCUGAGGUCGGCCGAGGCUUGUCCGCUGAGCGAGUGGGCGAUCAGUGCCUCUACUUCUCCUGGGAAUCGGCCCUGAACUGGACGUCGGCCCACAGCCAGUGCCAGGUUCUCCGGGGAGAUCUGGCAGCGCCUCAGGACCUGUUGCCUCUGAAAAAUUUCCUCCAUCGAUCCUUUACGCGAGGUCCUUCCAUAUGGCUUGGAGCCUCGUACGACCUCGCUGACGAGCAAAACGACAAUACGACGUUAUCAAACGCAGCCUUGCAGGACAUUGCGGCCAACCUCACCGGGUUUCCAGACUUUUCCAGCAACCUCCUUGAGGAAGAAGACGAUGAUGGCGUGGGAAUAAAGCUUCAGCAGGACGAGGCAGGAAGCAUCAGAGUGCUGAUGGAGGCGCGCGGUAUCAUGCCUCGCUCGCACCCAUUCCUGGACAAGAGUGACGACAGCGAAGAAGGCGGAAGAGCUGCCUUUCCCGGCGGUUUAAGGGCUGAGAGACUCGGCGGGAGUCCCUCGGUUGUAGAUGUUAUCCUCUUGCCUGAAACUGAGGACGAGGAGGACGAAGAGGAGGAGGUCGAUGUUGUCGCCAACGCGCUCGCCAUAGACGAGCGCGGAGAACAAGCCGGAGAAGGAAACUCGAGUUCGUUCAGCGCAGAAACGCUGAGGAGUGUCUCAGGCGAGAGCGGCGAAGACGACGAGCGCCGAACAGGGGUUGCGAGGGAUGAGAGGGCAGCGCUCGCCGUCAGCUUCGCCAGCCAAGGCCAUCGAGAGGACUCAAGUUCCUCCACCAAGCGGGAAGGAAAAGCCAGAAUGAAGUGCAUGCUGCUGCAGCAAAAACCGUCCCUCGAGUACGAGUUGGUCGGGAGGCCGUGCAGCGAACUUCACCGAUUCGCCUGUGCAAUCGAGUCCAUUGAUGAAAACAUCGACAAAUUUACUCCGGAUGAUCUUCCAAACUCCUAGAAUACGAAACAAGUCGGUGUGGUGAAUGAAAAUAACUCGGUAUUUACCACUGCGGGGUUACACAUACAUUAAUUCUGAGCUUGAAGUAGUAUAGCAUAUAAACUAUCGCUGAUAGGAAUAUCUUAACAUUACUUGACAGUAAUAUAGUGAUGAGACAAUUACCAGGGCAACUUAUCAUAAGGUUGAACAAAAGGACAAAGUUCAAUGCCGAUUUCAGAACUGCCUGCUAACCUGUCAAUAAGCUAAAGCAAUUGCAAAGACGCGCUGAUGUGAAACCUAACCUGUUCUUCCCGAUACUUACUUUCACUAAUAAACAAUCCCAAGUAUCACCCUGUGUGACACUGCAGGAAAUUCAGCAUCACAAAAAAUGGAUACUCAUAUGCAAAGACACAGUAAAACAACGAUAUGAUCCAUAGAUAAAUCUUGAGACGCUGUACUAUACUUACAGUUGAAUUUAAGAAUA